This is a messenger RNA of Sorex fumeus (smoky shrew), 1494 nucleotides long. RefSeq names its product coiled-coil domain containing 65 (gene CCDC65). Bases 1 to 1494 code for a protein of 497 amino acids. The transcript is spliced from 8 exons. Gene Ontology annotation, cellular component: axoneme; axonemal dynein complex. NCBI's taxonomy places the organism in Eukaryota, Metazoa, Chordata, Mammalia, Eulipotyphla, Soricidae. Gene Ontology annotation, biological process: cilium-dependent cell motility; axonemal dynein complex assembly; regulation of cilium movement. The record is from RefSeq and is a predicted model, not a curated record.
AUGCCCAGGAAAGGGAGAAAGAGCAAGGGACCCCUUUCUGAAGAGGAACAGCUGCUUCUAUUACAGCAGAAGUUACUCGCAGAGGAGGAGAUGACCAAGAAGAAAGAGCGACUCCUGAGCCAGUACUUGAAGGACAAGCUGGCCAAGGAAGAACGUAACAGUGUUUUGAACCUGAAAAAGAUCAACACGCAGUGGAGAGCCAUCCUUCGAGAAGUCAAGACCAAAGAGCUUCAGAAGGACAUCGAGGUCCUCAGCCAGACCUUUGAGCGGGUGGUAGACUGCAAGGAUAGUGUCAUCAAGUCUUUAGCUAAGGACCUGGUCGAGGCCGAGGAGCAGUACGCCCAUGCCCUGCGCAGCCACUUGCACAACGUGGACCAGCUGUUGUCCCUGCAGAGGAGCCGGCUCAACCUCCUGGAGGAAAGUUACAACACGGAGCUCGAAGCCCUGACCAAGGAGUUUGAGUCAGAAAGGAAAACCAUUAUUGACCAACAUGAAAAAGAGAUUCACUAUCUCCAAGAUGUCUACAUGGCCAUGGAGCAGAACUACCUGGAUUCUGAGUAUGAAAGCAAGCUGGAGUUCCAGAGUAUGUGGGACGAUCUCAAAAACAAGAAUUUAGAAGAGAAGCAUUUUCUAAGACUGCGGCUGGAGACUAUAGUGGAGGACCUCUGGAGGCGGUUCCAGGAAGCACUCAAGCAUUACACAGAGGCCACAGAGGACCGGAAGGUUGCCUUUGAGGCCCUGAGGGCCAAAGAUGAGAAGAGCUCCAAAGAGAUUGAGGAACAGAUGAAAAAAAUACAGAAACUGCAGGACUCCAUAUUUAUUCUAAAAGGCAAGAUCCUUUUGCACAUCCGUGAGAGUGAAGAACAGAAUCAGCUCAUUCGUAACGACAAGCAGGUGAUCCUUGUACAGCUGCGAAAACUGAAGGCCCAAAAGUCUCAGACCCGGGCAAUAUCCAAGGAAAACUUAGUCAAACUCACCCUGGAAAGUAAUGCCACCCUCAACGCCCUAAGGAAGACUGUGGAUAAGGGUGAAAAGAUCCUUAAACUUGCUGAAAUAUGCAGGAAGUUUGAAACAGAGGAAGAAAAGGUGCUGCCCUUUUAUUCAUCAAUACUGACUCCUGAGGAGCAGGAAAAGAUUGAGGAACUUCACAGAGAGGAACUUACUGAGGAUCUGGCAAAGGUCAUAGGCGACUACAGAGGGAUGCAGAAUUUCUGGAAAAGGUUUAACAAAGUGAGGCUAGAGCAGCUGAGCCUGCAGUGUCAACACACCCAGCUGUCGGGUAUCAACAAGAAGCUGCGGGAGAUGCUCAAGCAGUACCUGGACGGCAUCUCCGUGAGCGACGAAGUGCUGAGCCAGCUCAACCCACUCUUCGUCGUCAACUAUCGAAGCAACUUAGCCCCGCCCCUGUCCAUACCUGCACCCCAACCAGGUGACAAAAAACCUCUGCCCACUGUCCUCAUUGAUGCAGACCACAUCUCCUCUCAUAUCCUGUGA